UAGCGACAUUUCCGACAGCCCUUGAACGCCUCUGGGAAGGCGCGCUCCCCUGAGUGCUGUGGAUCUGUCAGUUGCAGGAUAAUACUUGGAUAGCGGGUCACUGAACGCAUCCUGUCCAACAAGAACCGGCCCGUUCCGUUCCGUCACCGUCAAACUUUUCCUUGCUUUUGGUCUGAACAACACCACUGGUCGUUAUUAUUACAACUUGUUAUAGUUUAAAAAAUCGGUUCGGGGUUCACUCUGCCAGGAUGCACGGGUGAGCUAGCUGCGUUAGCCGGGGAGCUAGCGUCCAUCGUCCGGUGUUCAGAGUCCGUGUUCAGCCGCGUGGGGGGUGAGGGACCCGGGGUGCAACAUGGAGAAAAGUAGCCGUGUGGUGGAGCUGUACCACUACCUCCAAGACCCCCACCUUGUCGCUCGAUUUCAGCGCUUUUGUGGGGUACACGGGACGUUUUCGAGACCCGUCAGCAGCAAGGAGACUGACGGGACCCACUCACACAACAACGGGGCUUGCCACCAUCACGUCCCCGCGGAGAAUGAGAGCGGAAACUCGGCCGUUAUCGGAGCGGGGGAAGGGGAGAUGGUUCAGACAGCGGGGGUACGGAAGAGGGGGGCGAGAAGCACAGCGGAGGAAAGAGAAAACCCUCCCCAGAACGGGGCACUUGUUUCUGCAGCGACCGCCGGGGGAGAAAGGGUUGGUGCCGGGGCCACCGGGGGUCACAGCCUGGCCGGGGCCCACAGCCUGGCCGGGGCCACGGCCGGGGCCACCGGGGGUCACAGCGGGGCCCGGCCGGACUCUCUGGAGGACAGGGAGAGGGAUCUAAGCAGCGAGGACCAGGGUCCCCUGGUGAGCAGCACGCUGAAACCCCUCCGCAAAAACUCUCUAACGGGGGACGCCGGGCAGGAGUUCCUCAUCCAGAACCGGUUCUUGUUCUACAUGUUCACUCUGGGGACCGAGCUGGGCAACGAGCUGUUCUACAUCACCUUCUUCCCCUUCGUCAUGUGGAACAUGGACGCCUUCGUGAGCAGGAGGCUGAUCAUAGUCUGGGUCUGGGUCAUGUACCUGGGCCAGUGCACCAAGGAUGUGAUCCGGUGGGCCCGGCCCGCCUCCCCCCCGGUGGUCAAAGUGGAGAUGUUCUACAACUCUGAGUACAGCAUGCCGUCCACACACGCCAUGUCCGGCACCGCCAUCCCCUUCUCCCUGUUCUUCAUGACCUACGGCCGCUGGGAGUACCCGUUCACACUGGGCUUCAGCUUGGCUCUCUGCUGGUGUCUGCUGGUCUGUGUCAGCCGAAUCUACAUGGGAAUGCACUCAGUCCUGGACGUGAUCGUGGGGGUCCUGUACAGCUCUCUGAUCCUUCUCGUAUUCUUGCCGGCGUUGGACCUGAUCGACGACUUCAACCUGACGUGCCGCUACGCUCCGCUGCUCAUCAUCUCGCUCCACCUGGGCCUGGGCCUCUUCUCCUUCAACCUGGACACCUGGAGCACCUCGCGGGGCGACACCGCUCAGAUCCUGGGCACGGGCGCCGGCGUGGCCCUGGCCUCCCACGUCAACCAGCUGCUGGGUCUGCUGCCGGACCCCGGCCCGGAGCAGCUGCCCUUCACCAUGCCGGCCCUCAGCCCCGGCCUGGUGGGCCUGGCCCUGCUGCGGCUGGUCCUGGGCGUGCUGGUGCUGAUGGCCACGCGGGCCCUCAUGAAGGCCGUCACCAUCCCGCUGGUGUGCCGGGUGUUCGGCGUGCCCAGCGGGGACGUGAGGAAGGCCCGGCAGCACAUGGAGGUGGAGCUGCCCUACCGCUACAUCGUCUACGGGACGGUGGGCUUCAACGUGCUCUUCCUCGUCCCGUUCCUCUUCAGCUACAUCCAGCUCUCCUGAUUCCACUCAGCUGACCCGUUCAUACCGGUCAGAUCAGGUUUCCCAUCCAGAACCGCUUUCUUUAGUCCUCCGGGUCUGAACCAAGGUGAAUAAAAGUCUCAAAGCUGAUCUGGAUUAUCAGUUCUUCACACCGUUGGCUCUGUUUUGGUUCAGGACGGAUGAACCAGCACCGGCAGGGAAGUCUGGCCUCGACUGUUCUCAGUUCUACCUGUGGCCAGUCAUAUCUCUGUUCUGUUCUUUCACAUUGAUUUAAAAUCAAAUCAGACGACUCGUCCUGGUCCCAGGACUCCCCGGGUCAGAUCCUCCACUCCUCCUCCACCAGCUUAAUUCACAUGAAACCGUGGCCUCUGAAAGACUGAAACGCCACUGAUAGCUACUGAUAUAAACGACCUGUGUCUUAGUAUUUUACACUUUAUUAAAGCUUUUAUUAUUAUUAUUAUUAUUCAGAGAUCAGAUACGGAACCACUAAAUACUGAAAUUCUUCCAGCAUUUAAAGCAACAUUUCAAUGUGUUGGGGCAGAUUUUUUCCCCCCACUGACCAAUUGAUUCCUUAAAGAGAUUUUUACUUUAAAUGAAACAAAAAUGGAGAAAAAGCAGCAAAUCGGCACAUUUUUCAAAUCUGUAAAGCGCCACCUGUGGAGUGGACACACCUGUGGUUAUAAAUGUUGAACUUUGUGGGACUGACAGAGACAGAUGUUUGUCAGAAAUCACAAUCUGACUGAUCUAUCUUCCUUAAGGGCUCUCGUCACUCUGUCUGCUCUGUUUACUGUUUCUGUCUUUAUUCAGACAAAUGAUCUGAUUUUCCUGCAGAGAAGAAGAAGAAGAAGAAGAAGCAAUGACCGGCACAUACUGUAUGAUCCAGAAGGGAAGGGAGGGCUUUGUUUGGGAAAUGUACAGAGAAGUUUUUUUUACUUCAUGAUGACAGGAAUCUGGCUCAGCUUUUUCUUUUUUUAUAACACUGUAAACUGAUUUCCUGGUGGUGAUGCUCUUGAUGGCUUCCACUUCCUGUGCAGAGGAGAGUUUGACGUGUUGACUGGAGAUAACGGCGCUCUCAGGAGGGAAGACGCGUGGAGACACGGAGGGAGGUCAGAGGUCAGAGAUAACAGCUCAGGCAGAAACAAAUUUUUUUUUACACAAUGUAGUUUUGUAGCUUUUCUCCCAAAACAAGACGGAGCAGCAGCGCCUUAAUGAGGCGGAAAUAUUCAGAGAAAAAAGUUGUAAUGUUUGGAGAAAAAUGUCAUCUUGCGAUUUGGAAAAUAAAAUUACAAUAAUUAAGUUGAAAACGUACGUAAAAAAUGUAAUAUCUCAACAAAAACAUGACAUGACAGAGUAGAAAAUAAAAUAUUUUUUCACAGGGCAAUUUUUGUCCCAGAUGUUUGAAAUUUGGAGGCUUUUACCAACAUUUUAAUUUUAAUGAACAAAUUACUUUUCUGCCCCGUUGAUUGUGUUUUACGGGGCAAAUAUCUGUAAUUUCAAAGCAUUUUUGCUCUUUUCAACCACUGUUGUGAUUUUAUAUGCUGAAGAAAACAUAAGCAGUCUUUUAUGUGUCAGAAAUGAUAUUCUAUUUUAUUAAAUAUUCAAUUUUAUAUUCUAAAAUUUUUAUAAUAUUAAAUAUUAUAUACAAUAUUCACACUUUUUCUCACAGUAUGACAUUAUUCUGGAAAUAUUUCAUAUGAAGUAUUCCAUUUUAUAUUCUCUAUAAUAUUUUUUAGUAAAUAUUUAAAUUUUAAUAUUAAUGAUUCAUAUUUUUUUCUCAUCUGUUUAUGACGAAAUAUUACAACUUUUUUCUCAGAAUAUUUCAGUUUUAUUUUAGAAUUCUUUUGCACCGAAUAACAGCGCUGGAAAGUUCUUUUUCUUUUAACUUUUGUUAAGAAACAAGUAAAAACGGGACCGUUCUUCCAGUCCAGCUUUUCAAAUCUAAAAAAAGAUUUUCUUUUUUUCAAAUAUAUAACGGUUUGUGUCCCUUAUCUCAGCAGUGAGAAAGAAAGGGAAGUUAUUUUCCUGAGAGUUUAAGUUUUUCUGUUUAGCCGUUGUAUUGCAGCAAUAUUGAAUUUUAUAGAUUUUAUAAGGCAAAGUUCAGUUUUUUUCUUUUUAAACAACACCAGCUCAGUUUGUGUUUUUUCUGGACAAAUAAGGUCGAGAAGCCAGUUGUAUAAAGGAUGCACAUGGACACAGAAACAGUUUUUUAUACAUAAAAAAUGUGCAGAGAGAGUUUCCAGGUCCUGCUGAGGCCGAUCUGAUGAAGCAGAAAGAAAAACACACACGUGGACUUUGACUCCAUCUUUGUCUCCUGCUGUCCAAACCUUUGAACCUUCAGACCGACCUGAACUCUCCCCUCGUGCCUGCCUUUAAAUCAUUUAAAUCACAAGAUUAUAUCAACAACACAAACUGCUGCUGUUAGAUGAAAUAAACACUUCUGGUAAUUGUAGGUUUUUGUAGAAUGAAGACAUGUGGAAACUCUCAAAACCUAAACAAACAAUUCAGUCAGGUAAAAACACAGAAAACAGCAGCAGCACAGGGUUUUAUGUCUUUUUGUUAGUUUUCUAGUGAGUUCCUGUGAGAAAUAUCAGAAAUAGAGCUUUCAUUUGACUACAUUCACACAUUCCUCCUCGUGUUCCUCGCGGUGCCUUGCUCGACGGCGCUGUUAUAGGACAGGCUUCUGCCCUCUGAACUGAAGACCAACAGAGAAAACUUUCACAAGUCUUACUUUUGUUGUAAUGUUGUUGCUGUUGUGUACGGUACUGUCCUAAUAUGAAUGCACUGUUCCCAGAAUGCACUGUGUUCCCCUCUGAGCCGGGCAGAAAAAGGUGAAGCUGGUCCAAAAUCUGACUUCAGAGUUUGUUAAAGGUGUGAAACUGAUGAGAAAUCACAGCAGGAUUUUACCUGCAGACAAAUAAAAGUUCAUGUUUUAUUUGUUUCAUGCUGUUUAAUUUGUCAAAUACACUAUUUUUAGCAGGUAAAGUCCCAUUUGGAAAAGUUGACAUUUUCUCGAUUCAUCAGUUUUCAAGUUUUUCUAUAAAAUGUCAAAAAAUAAAAAAUGUAAACUGUACAUCCCAGUUUCUCAAAGUCUAAAGUGAUGUCCCUAAAUGUCCCAAAAUAUUCAGUUUAAAAUGAUAUAAAAGACAAGUAAUAACAAAGACGAGAAAUAUAAAGUGUUCCAGUCAUUAUAAUAAGUAGAUGCACAUUUUUGCCCAUAUUUAUUAUGGCUCCACAUAAUGAUUAUUUUCAUUUAUUUUUUAUUAAAAAUAAAAAAAAAGUGUAAAUAAUUGUAGCAGCUGGAGCUAACAAUGAUAAUUUUAUAUAUUAAUUUGAAAAAAAUUGUUGGUUGCAGCGUAAAAAUUCUCAUUUAUUAUUAUUUUCUUGCACAUAAAUGAAUAAAUAAAUAGAAAUGAAUUAAUUAAAGUAGUGACCCUUAACCUGCUCACGUUUGGUCAGACUUGUGGACCGCUCCAGCCGAGAGUUUGCCGCGCUGUGAUUGGUCGGUUUGAAGCAGCACAGUGGCGUCUCGCUGCCCGGCUCCUUUCACUUCCUGUGGCCUUGCCUCGUGCACAAACAUAUUUCUGUUUGUUGUAGCAUUUUGUUUUGUUUUGUUUUUGUCUGAAUGUGGUUUCCUCUCUGAACCAGUGAAACAGGAAGUUUGUCACCAGUCGCUUUUUGCUUCAACAAAAGACAAAGUAAAAAGAAAUCACAAGUUCCAGGUUUAAGAAAUCUGUAGUUUCAGUGUUGAAUCUUCAUAUUUUAAUUAUUUAAUUAUUACUGUUUAUAAUUUAUGGCCCGGUUUUGCUAUAAACAACAUAAACGUGUAUGUUUCUUUUCAUUUUCAUUUUCUUGUUGAAAAACUGGAUCUCAGAGAUGAUUUAUAUUCAGAAUUUUGUUCUAAUUUUGACCAAAUAUAUAAACUGUGGUUGUUCUGUGUAGCUGUCGCCGCUCCUCGCUCCCUUUAGUGCCUUUAUUGUUGUUCAGGAACAUUUUAUGUUUCGUGUGAAAAACUCUUUUGUUUUUAAUUCUUUUCUUUCUGUCACGUUGCCUUUUGCACUUUGUAGCUGCGUUCAUGUGGAAGAAGCGUUUAAAUCUUCUUCACUGUUGCUCAUUAAUCAACUGCCUUCAUUUAAAUUAGCAACACGUCACUGUAGUUAAAACUUUACUGUCAAUGUUGAAUAAAUUCAAAAGGCA
Centropristis striata (black sea bass) is the source of this 6043-nucleotide messenger RNA. It is a transcript of the gene sgpp1b, whose product is annotated as sphingosine-1-phosphate phosphatase 1b. Lineage: Eukaryota; Metazoa; Chordata; Actinopteri; Perciformes; Serranidae. The record is from RefSeq and is a predicted model, not a curated record. The transcript has 4 exons. Bases 353 to 1870 code for a protein of 505 amino acids. Gene Ontology annotation, cellular component: endoplasmic reticulum membrane. Gene Ontology annotation, molecular function: sphingosine-1-phosphate phosphatase activity. Gene Ontology annotation, biological process: sphingosine metabolic process; phospholipid dephosphorylation.